CCUUCCGCCAUCCUUCUCUCUCCGGCACCGGGAGUAGACGGACUCCACAAGACAUCAACAUGCUGUCAGUUCGUGUCGCAGCGGCUCUUGCCCGUAACCUUCCUCGAAGGGCUGGAUUUGUUUCCAAGAAUGUUGCUGCUGCAUGUGUUGGAGUCAAGAAUCUACACACCAACCGCCCAUGUCUCCAAAAGACAGGCACUGCUGAGGUAUCGUCCAUUCUGGAGGAGAAGAUCAUGGGAGUUGAUACCAGCUCGGAUUUGGAGGAGACUGGCCGUGUGCUGUCCAUUGGUGAUGGUAUUGCCAGAGUGUACGGUCUUAGGAACGUGCAGGCUGAGGAGAUGGUGGAGUUCUCCUCUGGUCUGAAGGGUAUGUCUUUAAACUUGGAGCCCGACAACGUUGGUGUUGUGGUGUUUGGUAAUGACAAGCUGAUCAAAGAGGGUGACAUUGUGAAAAGAACAGGUGCCAUUGUAGAUGUACCUGUUGGUGAAGAGCUCCUGGGCAGAGUCGUUGAUGCUCUGGGAAAUGCCAUCGAUGGAAAGGGCCCUCUUGGCUCUAAGACCCGCAGACGUGUGGGUCUGAAGGCUCCCGGUAUCAUCCCUCGAAUCUCUGUGAGGGAGCCUAUGCAGACUGGCAUCAAAGCUGUGGACAGUUUGGUACCUAUUGGUCGUGGACAGCGUGAGCUCAUCAUUGGAGACAGGCAGACUGGAAAAACUGCCAUUGCUAUAGACACAAUCAUCAAUCAGAAACGCUUCAACGAUGGAACUGAUGAGAAGAAGAAGCUGUAUUGCAUCUACGUUGCUAUUGGCCAGAAGAGGUCCACAGUGGCUCAGCUGGUGAAGAGGCUGACUGAUGCUGAUGCCAUGAAGUACACCAUUGUGGUGUCUGCUACUGCCUCUGAUGCUGCUCCUCUGCAGUACCUGGCUCCCUACUCUGGCUGCUCCAUGGGAGAGUAUUUCAGAGACAACGGCAAGCAUGCCCUGAUCAUCUAUGACGAUCUCUCCAAGCAGGCUGUCGCCUACCGUCAGAUGUCCCUGCUGCUGCGUCGUCCACCCGGUCGUGAGGCUUACCCAGGAGACGUGUUCUACCUGCAUUCCCGUCUGCUGGAGAGGGCUGCUAAGAUGAAUGACAACUUCGGUGGUGGCUCCCUGACAGCCCUCCCUGUUAUUGAGACACAGGCUGGUGACGUGUCAGCCUACAUUCCUACUAAUGUCAUCUCCAUCACAGAUGGACAGAUCUUCUUGGAGACUGAGCUAUUCUACAAGGGUAUUCGUCCAGCCAUCAAUGUUGGUCUGUCUGUGUCACGUGUCGGAUCUGCUGCCCAGACCAGAGCUAUGAAGCAGGUGGCUGGAACCAUGAAGUUGGAGCUGGCUCAGUACCGUGAGGUGGCUGCCUUCGCCCAGUUCGGCUCUGAUUUGGAUGCUGCCACUCAGCAGCUGCUGAACCGUGGUGUUCGUCUGACUGAGCUCCUCAAACAGGGACAGUACUCUCCAAUGGCUAUUGAAGAGCAAGUAGCAGUUAUCUAUGCUGGUGUGAGGGGACACUUGGACAAAAUGGAGCCAAGCAAGAUCACCAAAUUUGAGAAGGUGUUUCUGCAGCACAUACUGAGUCAGCAUCAAGACCUGCUGGCAGCUAUUAGGGCUGAUGGUAAAAUCUCAGAGGCAUCUGAUGCUAAACUCAAGCAGAUUGUGUUGAAUUUCCUCUCCAGCUUUGAGUAAAAGUGGUGCUUUUGGGUCUGGUUGUUUUAUUUGCAUAGUGGAGCAUCAGUUGUACUUUCCAUGGACUUAAAAAAAAUUCAAGUUGUACUUGAUCUUUAAUGUACAGAUAUCUCUUAACGGAGAAUAAAAUAUUCCAUACACUUGA
Melanotaenia boesemani (Boeseman's rainbowfish) is the source of this 1860-nucleotide messenger RNA. It is a transcript of the gene atp5f1a, whose product is annotated as ATP synthase F1 subunit alpha. Lineage: Eukaryota; Metazoa; Chordata; Actinopteri; Atheriniformes; Melanotaeniidae. The coding region runs from base 60 to 1715 and encodes 551 amino acids. Gene Ontology annotation, biological process: proton transmembrane transport; proton motive force-driven ATP synthesis. Gene Ontology annotation, molecular function: proton-transporting ATP synthase activity, rotational mechanism; ATP binding; ADP binding. The transcript has 11 exons. The record is from RefSeq and is a predicted model, not a curated record.